AUGAUGCUGAUGUGUCUCGCCUUCCUUGCGCUUCCUCAACCCAUUCUUGCCGCUGACACCAACUCGAGCAAUUGCACAGAGGGGUUGAUCUUUCCCAUCUUCAGCGGCGAAGGGUCGUGGAACACUGGUUUCCGUGCCUUUCUAUACAUUGUUGGCCUGCUGUGGGCGUUUGUAGGCAUCGCGAUCCUCAGCGACGUGUUCAUGGCGGGCAUCGAGACCAUCACAAACAGCACUUACAAGAAGAGGGUGAAGAAGAAGGGCGAGGACGGGAAGCCCGUCAAAGGAGCCGACGGAGAGUUCAUCUACGAAGAAGUAGAUGCUCUCAUCUGGAACCCGGCAGUGGCAAACCUGACGCUCAUGGCCUUGGGAAGCUCGACGCCUGAGCUGCUUCUUGCCAUCAUCGAGACCUUUGGAGCCAACUUCUAUGCCGAUGACCUCGGGCCAGGCACCAUCAUCGGCUCGGCAGCAUACAACUUGUUUGUGAUCACUGCUCUGUGCAGCAUGGUGCUUGGUGCUGGUGUGAAGAGAAAGAUCACAGGGUUUGUUGGAUUCUGCAUCACCAGUGUGUUUUCUGUUUUGGCAUAUAUCUGGUUGCUCAUCAUCCUGAUUGUUUCUUCACCUGAUGUCGUAGAAGUCUGGGAAGCAGCGGCAACGCUUGGUAUCAUGGUCGUCCUUCUGAUUGCCGUGUACAUCGCAGACACUCACACAGCGAGCAAAGUCUCACCCGAGGAGGAGAAGCGAGAUGAAACCCAACCUGCAUCUGAUGAAGUCACUCGGAUGGACGAGGACAAGGUAGUGACGGUCAGCAACGACGCCCCGUUAAAUGCAGGCAAGAAGUUCGAAAUGAGCCCAGGAAGCAACAAGUUCCUUCAGGCGUUGGCGCACAACGACAAGACGAGCGAGCACUGGAAGAAAGCUGCGAUCCACGCUCACCUGGUGGGCAAGGAUGGAGCCAACAGGUUCAUCGAUGUGGUUCGUCUUGCGCUGGCGAAGAAUCAGAAGGCAUCUUACCUGACGUACCGAAGAGCUUUCAUCAACAACACCUUCGAGAACAGGAAGGCUCUGCAGAAGAUUCAUGAACGUUCAACGCAAGGGGCUGAGAACGAAGCACAUGGAGAUGGCCAAGUAGCAGCUGGCAACGGAGUGGCAGAGGUGAAUGGAUCCCCCGGAUCCCCCAAGCCGAAUGGCAAUCAGGCCUUGGACGAGACAGCAGGCGACAUUGAGGAUGAGCCAAUCUCAUGGAAAGAUCAGUUUGUGCGAGCUUUCCAAGUCAACGAGGAUGGAGACUGGUCCAAGGCGUCCGUCAACGAAAUCUGCAUUUUCAUCCUCACUUGCCCCUGGCAGUUUGUGGCUGCCUUUAUCCCCCCCCCUAACCUCGGAGGAGGAUGGUACUGCUUCUUCGUUGCCCUCGGCCUGAUUGGCUGCGUCACUGCCAUGGUAGGAGACCUCGCUUCCAUCUUCGGCUGCCUUGUGGGGCUGGAGAAGCCUGUCACUGCCAUCACCAUCGUUGCCCUCGGCACUUCGUUGCCUGACACCUUCGCUUCCAUGAUCGCGAUCAAGAUGGACGACACGGCCGACAACGCGCUGGGGAACGUGACGGGAAGCAACUGCGUCAACGUCUUUCUCGGUCUCGGCAUCCCCUGGCUGUGCGCUGCUGUCAAGUGGGCGGUGACUGGACCGGACGACCAGUGGAGGUUGAAGUACCAGAAAUGGAGCAGGUUCCAACAGUAUGAGAAGACGGGAGCGUUUGUGGUGGAGGCCGGGUCCCUGGGCUUCAAUGUUCUUAUCUUCGCCAUCCUCAGCAUCGCCUCGUUCGUUGUCAUCUUCGGCAAGAGGUUUGCCUUCGGAGCUGAGAUCGGCGGAUCGCUUGUCAACAAUAUUGUUACCAGCUGCUUCCUUUUCUUGUUGUGGGUCAUCUACAUUCUUGUUGCAAGCUUGCAGGUUUAUCAUCCAGACAGCUUCGUUCACAUUUAA
Messenger RNA from Guillardia theta CCMP2712, 1974 nucleotides. RefSeq lists its product as hypothetical. The record is from RefSeq and is a predicted model, not a curated record. NCBI's taxonomy places the organism in Eukaryota, Cryptophyceae, Pyrenomonadales, Geminigeraceae. Gene Ontology annotation, molecular function: calcium:sodium antiporter activity. Gene Ontology annotation, cellular component: membrane. The transcript is spliced from 5 exons. Gene Ontology annotation, biological process: transmembrane transport; calcium ion transport. Bases 1 to 1974 code for a protein of 657 amino acids.